AUGGACCAGUUUGAACUAUCCGAUCGAGACAGUAGCAUCGCUACUGUCCAGCCUCUGCUGGAAACCCCACGGCAGCUUUCAGCUUGUCCAUCUGAUCCCGAGAUACAAGGCGAGGAGACUGGUGGGAGAAUUCCUCUUCAGAUUCCGGGUUCCUCUUUCGUUUGUCGGUGGGGGUUCGAGAUUUCAGCUUUGGUCCUGAGCUUUAUAUCUUUCAGUGCCCUGGCAUAUAUUUUUGUCGCAUCUGACGGCAAACCGCUAUCAGAAUGGACAAUGCGACAUGUUACGAUCAACACCAUUAUCUCCAUCCUCGCAGGGGUUUCGAAGGCCUGUCUUGCAUUUGCGAUUAAUAUAUGCCUUUCACAAAUAAAAUGGAAUUGGUACAACAAAUCUUCACAGCCACUUGUCGAUUUUGAUCGACUGGAUGCUUCCAGUCGAGGUGCUUGGGGCAGCUUGCGUGUGUUGAAGUCGUGCAUACGGCGGCCAAACUGGGCUGCUUUAGGGGCUCUUGCGACCAUUGCAUUACUCGCUUUCGAACCGUUUACCCAAGCUAUUCUAGCCUUCGAGGAUAAACAAGUCAUCUUGAACUCCGAGGAGUACGCUGAACUGGCCCAAAAGAAUAAUCAGUCGCUUAGUUCUGCUCCCACCAUUGGUAGAUCCGUUCGACUCAAUGCAGGGUCUUGGAUUGGGUUCAGGGGAGGUGAGAAUAGCUUGCAAUCUGUGCCUAUUGGCCCGAGCAAUAGCACAAUUUACUAUUCAUCGGACUUGGGGAUAUACAAUAUCCAAAAUGAUAUGGGAUUGAAAGCAGCUCUAUGGGCCGGUUUUUCACCUCUAACUUCGUCACAGAAUCUCAAACCUGCUUUUACAUGUCUCUCCGGUAAUUGCUCUUGGACAGAUUUUGCAUCUGUUGCAGUCUGCCACAAGUGUCACGACAUCUCUCAAUACAUCGUUAAGUCGACGGGAGUUGACAUAUUACCUGGGAUUGCUAUGCCGCCUGCAACAUGGUUAUCCGGAACUCCUCCUGAUAUCAGCAACCCGUGGCCUGCAGCCAACGCGAACUAUGCGGGUCAGCGCCUGACACACACAAAAUACAAGGUCACAGCAAUGAAUUUUAGUUUAUCUAACUAUGAUGGAAAAGCAAAUUGCAAAUCUACGAACGACAAUUGUCCGGAUACCUAUCUUACUUCAAGAAUGACAACGAACCCGGGACAGACCCUGAACUUCCGACAUCUCAACACAUUGAUCAUGGCUAUACAAUACCUCAGAUCAAAUGAAAGCUGGACUGAGGGUAGAACGCUAUGGGAAGAAACAAAAAUAUCCUCCCAAGAAUGUGCGUUGUUCUUCUGUGUGAAUGAGUAUCGUGAUGUGCUAUCACAAGGCUCUUUGCACGAAUCCGUCGUCGCUUCAUUUGUCAACAGAACUCCAGGAUCCUACGAGUCAGUAGACAAUGAAAAGAAUGUGGACAUAUUCUUCAAAUACACCAACUACAGUCUCGAUAUGGGCAACGCAUUGGUAAACUUGUCAGAUCUUCAGAUACGAAUACCUGACGAAUACUUCCAUACGUCAAACCUUUCAACACAGGUAUUUAACAUCACACAAACCACCAUCGUUUCACUUCUAAAGAAUCUAAAAGAGGGUUUUUGGGCCGAUGACACCAUUUAUCAGUCCACGCCUCUAAGGGUGCUUAUUUACCCAGCACUUGGGGCUGAGGGACCUUUUGGCUUGAUAGCUGGGCUUGGAGAGUCAGCUCAUAUACCCUCAACAAUUGAGAAUGUAGCACUGAGCUUGACUAAAUGGAUAAGGGAUCGAGACCUGGACCAUCCAGUCAAAGGAAUAUCCACAGUCAACGCCAUAAUCAUAAGCAUCCGCUGGCAUUUCUUUGUUUUUCCUAUUAUCAACUUUUUAGCGGGCAUAGUCUUCACUGUUCUAUGUAUAUGGGAAACGCAGCGCUCGGGCAGGCCAGCUUGGAAGGAUAGUAUUCUAGCAACGCUCUCCUGUGCACCAGAUGGGGAUUUAAGAAACACACUUAGGGAAGCAGGGGCAACUGACAAGUUACAGGACCUCAGUCGGAAGUUGAUGGUCACUUGGCAUGAGGACGAGGGUAUCGGGCAUCUGAAAGAGAAGUCAGAAUAA
Messenger RNA from Fusarium poae, 2130 nucleotides. RefSeq lists its product as uncharacterized. Lineage: Eukaryota; Fungi; Ascomycota; Sordariomycetes; Hypocreales; Nectriaceae. The transcript has 2 exons. Bases 1 to 2130 code for a protein of 709 amino acids. The record is from RefSeq and is a predicted model, not a curated record.